UCCUCUCCUUCAUCUACCGGCUUGCACUGGGCUAUUUCUCCUGUAUGGUGGAUAUCCUGCUCAAUACUUCUUUCCUGGAUGAUAUGGGGGAUCAUUCAAAAAAGAAGUCGGGAAUCGCAAUGUGUGUGGGCUGUGGAAGUCAGAUACACGACCAGUACAUCCUGAGAGUCUCCCCGGACCUGGAAUGGCAUGCAGCCUGCCUCAAGUGUGCAGAGUGCAGCCAGUACCUGGACGAGACCUGCACUUGCUUCGUCCGAGAUGGAAAGACUUACUGUAAAAGAGAUUAUUCAAGGUUAUUUGGCAUCAAAUGUGCAAAGUGUAACAUGGGCUUCUGCAGCAGCGACCUGGUGAUGAGAGCUCGGGACAAUGUGUAUCACAUGGAGUGUUUUCGGUGCUCGGUUUGCAGCCGACACCUCCUGCCGGGGGACGAGUUCUCUCUGCGGGAAGACGAGCUGCUGUGUCGGGCGGAUCACGGCUUGCUAGCGGAGCGGGCCUCUGCAGGGAGCCCGCUCAGCCCGGGGAACAUCCACACCAGACAGCUGCACAUCUCAGAACCUGUUUCGGUCCGACAUCCUCCUCAUCACCGGAACCACGUCCACAAGUCCGAGAAGACCACUCGGAUCCGGACGGUGCUGAACGAGAAGCAGCUCCACACCCUGCGGACCUGCUACAACGCCAACCCGCGACCGGACGCCCUGAUGAAGGAGCAGCUGGUGGAGAUGACCAGCCUGAGCCCCAGGGUGAUCCGCGUCUGGUUUCAGAACAAGCGCUGCAAAGACAAGAAGAGGACCAUCCUGAUGAAGCAGCUUCAAUCGCAGCAUCACAGCGAAAAAACUAAUCUGCAGGGCAUGACAGGCACACCUCUGGUGGCGGGGAGUCCGAUCCGGCACGACAACACCGUGCAAGGGAAUCUUGUGGAGGUGCAAACCUACCAGCCACCGUGGAAAACCCUCAGCGACUUCGCCCUGCAGAGCGACCUGGACCAGCCUGCUUUCCAACAGCUGGUGUCUUUCUCUGAGUCGGGCUCCCUGGGCAACUCCUCGGGCAGCGAUGUGACCUCACUCUCGUCUCAGUUACCCGACACACCGAACAGCAUGGUGCCGAGUCCCGUCGACACGUGAAGAGGCCUCGAAGUCAGCUGGAGCCCCCGAGCGCGCACCCGCGCCCUCUGCAGGGGACGCGCAUAGACCUCAUUGACAUUCAAUCAAAGAAAAACGAAUUAAUGGACCGGAAUGGAUUAUGCUCGAGGAUACAUUCAGGUGCCGACUGGAGGAUUGGAGGUCUGACUAACCUUUUACAUUUAGGCAUUUCAGCUCAUUGUCUUUCUCAAGGAUUCUUCGGCAGGACUCACAGCUGUUGAUGGACUUUAAGGGCGUAUAUGGACCUUCUACCACUAUACCAGAACUGGCCAUAACGUGGUGAAUAUGUAACGGGAUUCAAACACUUUGUCCAGCAUUGGACGCCUGAAGGUUACAAUAUGUUUAUCAGGAACCAAACUGUGUAGAUCUGCAUGAUUUGAUUCAAUAUCGAUUCUUGUAAAUUAAGGAAACAGAUGAGAUACGCAUUGCUCGCGUUUUCGCCAGAAAAUAAGUUAUUAUUAUUUAUUAUGACCACAGACAUAGUCGAUUUUAUCAAUAAAACCAUACUUUUAACUGAUUAUUGCAUGCAAAAUUAUUCAAUUUGUUCUGUAAACCAUAAGAUCUUUUUAUAUAUAUAUUAUAUUCGGCAAAAGAAAAGUUUGAAGGUGAAUUGAAAAGCAAUUGCUGCUUAUAAUGCUCGACACUGAAGUGAUUAAGCUCCACUGUUUAGACUACAAUUCCACUUUUUAAGCUAUAAGACGGCUUAAAGCUCAUGUAAUAAAUGGUUCAAGAUAUACGUUUGGGCAAUCAGAAAUGAAAUCUAAAUGUUCAGUUGCCCACAUUUCUGGGUUCCGUUCUCUGUCGAAACCCUGAGGUAGCAGGCCCUGCUCUUAUUUAGGCCUGCUCAAUUUCUGGGACAAGUGGAUCAGUGACUGAUGGCUGACAAGAUAUUAUGAAGCAUUUGACCCAUGAGUCACAAGUCAUAAAUCACACACAAUGGGCUGAGCUCUGUGAUGUUCAGGUCCUCACGUGAUGUUCGUUCUUCUUCUGAAGAACCAAAGCCUUCUAAUAAUAGCCACAGCUUACAUUUAUAGCAGAUUUGGCAUAAUAUCUGGUUCCCGUCAUCGUGAUAAACCGAUCAAAUUGGUCUUAUUUAGACAAAUGUCCCAGUGCCAUACCAACCUGAGGCCCAUGGUUACACGUCUAGACAGAGGACAGGCAGCGGCGGCCGCUUAUCUGCAUCUGGCAUCACCUGCAAAGGAUACACUGAAUGGACCCAAAACAAAACGCGCAGCGCGCGGCGCGGAGGGGACUCCCAGCCCGAGGACGCAUCCUGGCGUGUCUUGAGUUUAUUUUCAUUCCUGUAGGAAUCCUGAACGGCAAAUAGCCGCUGGACAAGAGAGCAUGCAGGUCAAGCCGGGUCUGACACACUACACCUCAACAAUUUGUUGGGGAGGAUCGUCUUUUGUCAGUGAAGGAAGUGCAGUCUAUUUUAUAUUCAAAAUCCUGUUUAGUGUUUAGGACAUGCUGAUAUAGCCUGGAACAACUUUCCACUGAGUACAACAGUAGCAGCAAUACAUAUGAGGAAAGUGCUAAUUAGAAAGAUAUAGGGCUAAUAAUCACAAAUCAUUUAAAGAUAAGUACAGGUUAUCUGAAUUGGGAUAUGUUUUUAGUCUUAACACAUUUAACAGACGUUCAUCAUGAACACUGCCUUUCAUCUAAAACUGGACGAGCUGAUGAAUGUUCCAGCAGUUUCACACUUGCAAAAUGCAAAGGGGGAUUGUUUUAUUGUAAUUCCCAUCACAUCCCUUUAGCUUGUUUCUAAAUAUUGCCUGAACAUGCUGGUUGAUUGUCAUCUGCAGAACUAGGGGCCACAUUGACACUGCAGUGAUGAACCAUUUGGAAUAAAACAACAUUUUAGAUACGACAAUCAAUAUACUUCCAACUUGUUUUCUUUUUCAAGGUGUCCGUUUAUCAACUGGCAGCGUGAAAGUACAUUAAACACCAGUUUUUAUUUAUGUUUCUUUGAGUCAAUCAAAUGUGUUUCUCCAAAAUGCAUUUGUCCACAGACUAAAUUAGGACAUCUUCAUUAUUCAAGUUCAUGAGGGUGUAACCGACAGAAAUGCAAAAG
Molecule: messenger RNA, 3210 nt
Organism: Pseudoliparis swirei
Lineage: Eukaryota; Metazoa; Chordata; Actinopteri; Perciformes; Liparidae
Gene: isl2a
Product: ISL LIM homeobox 2a
Exons: 6
Coding region: 45-1121 (358 amino acids)
Biological process (GO): axonogenesis; positive regulation of transcription by RNA polymerase II; neuron fate specification
Cellular component (GO): nucleus
Molecular function (GO): DNA-binding transcription factor activity, RNA polymerase II-specific; cis-regulatory region sequence-specific DNA binding
Source: RefSeq, a predicted model, not a curated record